UACAAAAAAUAGCCCAAAUACUCUUUUUUUUUCAAAAAAAAAGGAAAAAUUGAAAAAAAAAGUCCCCUCCAAAGUCCAAAGCCAUGAGUGAGGUAGAAACUGCAGAAAUGAAGCGGAAGAAGAGGAUGGGGAGACCUCUGAAUUCUGAAAUUCCGCUGUUUUCACCUCGCAAUCCCAUCAUUCUCGGCUCUCCCCCAAUCACCUACAGCCGAUCCCAUCGCCGGAACCCUAAAUACUUCAAUAUUCCGCCGCGAGAUUUCGACGACGAGCGCAAGGAGAAGAAGGUCAAGCUCGUCGGCAAACUCCCCGACGACAAGGAAACCCCCAAAAUCAAACUAAAUCAGCUGCAGCAUCAGCAGAAGCAGAAGGAUUCCGCACAUUCUGCCUCUGAAUCCGAGCCAGAGUCGGCCAAGGAUCUCGAAUCAAAGAAGCGGAAGAUCAAUGCCGUCGAUCGCGGGUCUGAUUCAGCUCAGGAGAAAAAUGGUGUGAAAGCGACGGACACUCAGCAACACGGGCCGCCAUUGGAGUCUGGUCCCACUCCAACUUUGCCAGACAAAAAGAUGUUGUUGCUCAUUCUUGACAGGCUUCAAAAGAAGGAUACGUAUGACGUAUUUUCUGAGCCUGUGGAUAUCGAAGAGCUGCCUGAUUAUUUCGACGUGAUUGACAAACCGAUGGAUUUUGGGACAGUGAGGAAGAAACUUGAUCGCGGAGCGUAUAAGAAAUUGGAAGAACUUGAGGCUGAUGUGUUUCUGAUAUGCUCGAAUGCUAUGCUGUAUAAUGCUCCAGAUACGGUCUACUACCGACAGGCGCAUUCGAUGCAAGAAAUUGCAAAGCGAGAUUUUGAGAAUCUGAGGCAUGAAGGCGACAAUGUCCAACCACAGCCUAAGGUUGUGCGUAGAGGCAGGCCCCCGAGUAACAAGAGCAGCCUAAAGACAUCCCCAUUGGAUCGUGCUGGUGCUGACCCGUCGUCAGGUGGAACUCUUACUAACACGGAAGACAAGGGAACGGGAUCUAAUCCUUACAAUCUGAGAAAGGGGCCUGAAUUAUUUAGAUACCGGCCCAAUGACCCGUACGUGUCAUCAUACCGGCCAAGAAACAGCGAAUAUCACUCUGAGUUGUCGGGCGACUGGAACAACGAAUUUCCAGCAACCAUUUUACGGGCUGACAUGAAAUCCAGUAAGAAACAGAUUGUCGUUGACGAGAACAGGCGCGAUACGUAUAGGCAAUUCGGUCCCCUUUCUUCGAAUAACAACUCGUCUGCUUUUACUAACUCUGCAGGAGACAUGAACCAACUUGGGAUGGUGGGCUUGCACGAGCCCUUUGCAUACGCGAGAAGCCUGGCCAGAUUUGCUAAGGAUCUUGGCCCCGUUGCUUGGAAAGUUGCAUCGAAGAAGUUAGACUACGUCUUGCCUCCCGGGACAGAAUAUGGCCCCGGCUGGGUUGCUGACGAGGGAGCAUCGUCUUCACAGCCACCGUCUUUCCCAAACACCCCUGCUGUCGACUCUGAGCUAAGCUCUUCUGCUACAUACGGGCUUUCUGCAGAGAUGGUCGAGGCUGUCAGGAGGCUCAACAGCCAGAACGAACAAGGCUUGCAAGGCAACAACGUCUCUCCAUGGAAGACGCCAUUCCCAUCAGUCCAGCAAGGAGGCAACGUCUCUCCAUGGAAGACGCCACUCUCGACCGUCCAGCAAGGCAACGUCUCUCCAUGGAAGACGACGUUCCCACCUGUCCAGGAAGGAAGCGACGCCUCUCCAUGGAAGACGGCAUUCCCACCAGUCCAGCAGAACCAAUUCUAUCAGCUUCAGACUCAAACUCAGCCUCAGAGAAACGGAUUCGGAUACGACCAACAGAGGUCGAGGCUGGCGAUGGAAGGGUUUCAGUUCCCUCCUCAGGCCAUAAACCCCAUGACGCAGCAGACGGUGCCCGCCUUCUCAGGAUUUCUGUUCCCUAAUCAGACCAUAAACCCCAUGCCGGCGGCCUUUCCACAGCAGGAAGGCAGGAUGUGGACGUAUGGCACGUCAUCUUGGCCAGCCCUCCCAGGCCAGCACGGCCGGAGCCUUGCUGCACCCGAACUCAGCCCCAGGAUCCCGGUCGGCUCGCCAAGUUCCAGCUUGCAGAUAGGCUCACCUCAGCAGUAUCAGAAGCAGAAGAAGCCAGAUUUAGCAUUGCAGCUCUGAACAUUGAUGUUUUUCCCCAUUUUUGGAACUGAAUUAGAAGAGAAGAAGAAAAAGAAGCUAAAAUUUUCUGACUAUGGGAAUAAGAAGUGAUGCUGCUGCUUAGUUGUGUGUAGGAGAAAGUUUGUAAAUGGUUUUGUAUGUUUUUUUAAUAUUGCUUGAUUAAAAAACUACAGGGUUAUUAGUGUAAUUCAAUGCUUUGAUCCAUUGGGCAGAAGGGAAAUAUAUUUACCAAUUUAAGUUAGAGGGGAGGAAUACUAUAUCUAUAUUUAUAUAAUAAAAGUUUUGUUUUUAUUUA
Messenger RNA from Salvia splendens (bonfire salvia), 2472 nucleotides. RefSeq names its product bromodomain-containing protein 9. The transcript has 9 exons. Lineage: Eukaryota; Viridiplantae; Streptophyta; Magnoliopsida; Lamiales; Lamiaceae. Bases 84 to 2177 code for a protein of 697 amino acids. The record is from RefSeq and is a predicted model, not a curated record. Gene Ontology annotation, molecular function: protein binding.